UCUCUCUCUCUCUCAGCUCGUCCUUCCUCUGCCUCCCCCUCUACACCACCACCCAGCUCCACUACCAACCAGGCUGGAGAGUCCCCGGCAGCACUGCACGCAACACUCUCACUGACUGACAGCUGCGACUGACUCUUGGGGGGAAAAGAUGGAGCACAGAGAUUCCGACUUCAACAUCCUGCUAGCGACCGACUCAUACAAGGUAACACAUUACAAACAGUACCCCCCCAACACGAGUAAAGUGUACUCCUACUUCGAGUGCCGCGAGAGGAGGACCGAUCCAACCAAAAGCAGAAAAGUCAAAUAUGACAAGACCGUCUUCUAUGGCCUACAGUACAUCCUCAACAAAUACCUAAAGGGAAAGGUAGUGACCCCAGAGAAGAUCCAGGAGGCGAAGGAGGUAUACAGAGAACACUUCCAGGAUGAUGUUUUCAAUGAGAAGGGGUGGACCUACAUUUUGGACAAAUACAAUGGACACCUGCCUAUUGAAAUCAAGGCAGUGCCAGAGGGGAGCGUCAUUCCUCGAGGCAAUGUUCUGUUCACAGUGGAGAGCACAGACCCUGAAUGCUACUGGCUCACCAACUGGGUGGAGACCAUUCUGGUUCAGAUCUGGUACCCCAUCACCGUGGCGACCAACUCCAGGGAGCAGAAGAAGAUCCUCGCCAAGUACCUCCUGGAGACUGCUGGGAACUUGACGGGACUGGAGUAUAAACUACAUGACUUUGGCUACAGGGGCGUCUCCUCACAAGAGACUGCGGGCAUCGGGGCCUCCGCCCAUCUGGUCAACUUCAAGGGCACAGACACGGUCGCCGGCAUCGGUGUCAUUAAGAAGUACUACGGCACCAAGGACCCUGUGCCGGGCUUCUCAGUGCCUGCUGCAGAGCACAGCACCAUCACAGCGUGGGGGAAGGACCAUGAAAAAGACGCCUUCGAGCACAUCAUCAAGCAGUUUCCCAACGUGCCCGUAUCCAUCGUCAGCGACAGCUACGACAUCUACAACGCCUGUGAGAAGAUCUGGGGAGAAGACCUCCGGUCGCUGAUAGAGGCGCGCAGCGCAGACGCCCCGCUGGUUGUCCGACCAGACUCAGGAAACCCGCUCGAUACAGUUUUGAAGGUUUUGGAGAUCCUGGGUAAGAAGUUUAUUCCAGUGGAGAACUCCAAAGGUUACAAGGUUCUCCCUCCUUACAUCAGAGUCAUACAAGGAGACGGAGUUGAUAUCAACACACUGGCAGAGAUAGUGGAGGGUAUGAAGCAACACAAGUGGUCCAUUGAGAACAUCUCCUUCGGGUCCGGAGGGGCUCUGCUGCAGAAACUGACCAGAGAUCUGCUCAACUGCUCCUUCAAAUGCAGCUAUGUGGUCACCAACGGACUGGGGGUGAACGUGUUCAAGGACCCAGUGGCGGACCCCAACAAGAGGUCAAAGAAAGGUCGGCUGUCUCUCCACCGGACACAGAGUGGUGACUUUGUCACCCUGGAGGAGGGCAAGGGCGACCUGGAGGAGUAUGGCGUGGACCUGCUGCACACAGUCUUCCAGAACGGGAAGAUCGUGAAGACGUACACAUUUGACGAAGUCAGAGACAAUGCCAAGCUCAAGGAGAGUGAGCUUGAAGUAGCGAUGCACUGAGCGCAGCACUACUUAACCCCCAACCUUCCACCCUAAACCCCAAAACAACCACCCCCCCUCCACCUCCCCUCAACCCUUCACCUUUUGGCCUCCGACGCCACCUCAGAAAACAGAGGUGGCGUGCACUGCUAAUAAUAGAUCCCCACUCCCAAAGCUUAAGAAUCCCCCCCAAAAAACGUUCCUAAAAAAAACCUGAGACUCCCUUAAAAUUCACAGAUCUUCACCUGAUUGGUUGGUUCUCCAACUGAGUGUGGGGGGGGGGGGGGACUCACACACCACUGAUGAACGGCGAUGAGUGUGAGGAGGGGAAAAAGAGAAAGAGAAUGUGUGAGAGGUACAGUAAAGUGACAUGAAUGACAGACAUGUAGAGGGAUAGAAGUCGCGGAUAUGAUGAUGAACCGUGCGUUCGCUCCCACGUGCCACUGCCCCCAAAUUAAACUUCGGCAUGUUGCACUGAUAAGCUAGACAUAUUGCAACGUAAAAAAAAAAAAUGUGAUUGGCCGCCGAUAGGCAAUGUGUCAGCAGACUUUUCCAUGCCAACACAAAUGCAAAAAAACAAAAAAAGAUGAUUGUGAGUAAGCUCCCGGCGGCUGCGUGCGGAGUGAACUCACGGCAAGUGAAAGGCGACGACGGAGAAAUACGAACCACACUCACACCAAUGACCGCGCCCCGUGUAUUGUGUACAGAACUGUUUAGAGAAAAAAAAAAAUACAUGUCUAAAUCUACUUAGCUUUGUCUUUUAUGUGAAGGAAGAAAAUGAUGAUCGUGGUAUACGAGACGGUGCACCGAUAACAUUGACUGAGAGCAGCUGAUAACGUUGCUUCUACUCGGAAGCAGAAGAUCCUGUAACUGUGGGGCGAUGAAGGAAUUCAUUUUCCCCCGUUUUCUUGAUUUUAAUCAGAAGUUACGGCACAAAUUAUAACAGGCCCAUAUCUAUCAAGUACUACCUGAAUAUUUUGUACUCUUACUCCGCCAAAUAAAAUGUUAUGGGUGCAUCU
Molecule: messenger RNA, 2622 nt
Organism: Sebastes umbrosus (honeycomb rockfish)
Lineage: Eukaryota; Metazoa; Chordata; Actinopteri; Perciformes; Sebastidae
Gene: nampt1
Product: nicotinamide phosphoribosyltransferase 1
Exons: 11
Coding region: 149-1624 (491 amino acids)
Biological process (GO): NAD+ biosynthetic process
Molecular function (GO): nicotinamide phosphoribosyltransferase activity
Source: RefSeq, a predicted model, not a curated record